CCUCCGUCUUUACCGUGGCCCUUCAUCCCAAGAAUCCCCAAAUAGCCGCCUCGGGUGGUGAAGAUGACUUGGCUUAUGUUUGGCACACCCACACGGGUGGGGUGGUGCUCAAAUGCGACGGCUUCAAAGACUCGGUGGUCUUUGUGGCCUUCAGCCAAGACGGUACCUAUUUGGCGGCGGCUGAUAUGGCCGGCGUGAUCAAAGUGUGGAAAGUGGCCACUCAGGAACUCACGUGGGAAUUUGAAACCAGCGACAUCACCUGGAUCUCGUGGCACGGCGGCGCCAAUGUCCUUUUCGCUACCACCGUGGAUUCCGAGCUUUGGAUGUGGAAAAUUCCGAGCGGCGAAAGCAAGAUCUAUUCGGGUCAUGGGGAACGCGCUGAAAGUGCCAAAAUUUUGCCUGAUGGCAAGCGAGCCAUCGUGGGUUAUGGAGAUGGCUCCAUGCGAUUGUUCGAUUUGAAAUCCGGAGAUGUGGUGCACAAUCUGAGUGGCAACGCCGGUCAUUCGGCCUCGGUGACUUCGAUUGCCGUGAGGUCGGACAAUAAUCUGAUCGGCACGGGCGGAGUGGAUGGGUCAGCCAAAUUGUUCAACACCCAAUCGGGCAAGAGCAUUGGUACUUUCAUGUGCGGCACCCACUCUAAUGACCCGGAUGGGGAUGAAGAGAUCGAUUCGAAAUCUACGGUUGAGUCUAUCCUCUUCUCCAAACCCGAAAUGAACCUGAUGCUCACGGGAACCCUCGAGGGAACGGUUAAUGUCUGGGACCUGGCCUCGCAAGUGUCGAGACAGGCGUUUUCCGUUGGGACUGGGAUCACCAAAAUGGAAUGGCGCGAAGGCAGUCAUACGGAGGUACUGGUGGCCACGUUGGAUGGCUUAGUUCGAUUGGCGGAUAUUCGCAUGGGCAAGAUUCUGGCCGACUUUUCCGGACAUACCGCCUCCAUUCUCGAUUUUGCCCAAUCCAGUAAUGGUUCCCUAAUGUUGACGUGUUCAGAUGACGGAACUUGUAAAGUGUACGAUGUUCCCAAAGUAAUCGAAUCCAAGUAAAAUAAAUUCGAACAGGUGUAUUUUCUCAAA
Tigriopus californicus is the source of this 1070-nucleotide messenger RNA. Its product is annotated as angio-associated migratory cell protein-like. NCBI's taxonomy places the organism in Eukaryota, Metazoa, Arthropoda, Copepoda, Harpacticoida, Harpacticidae. Gene Ontology annotation, molecular function: protein binding. The record is from RefSeq and is a predicted model, not a curated record.